AGCUGAUUUAGCAAGUGUCAGUGAUCAAGUAAAACAAGGCAAAUUCGAAAGUGUGAAUAUCAAACAGUACCGUUAGGCCGCUGCCUACGACUUCCUCGUCUCAGUGAUGAGAGGCUCCACAGUCGUUGUCCCUUGCAAAUUGCAACUGCAAAGCGCGGCCCUGCUUGCCGGUAGGAGGAGGGUCCCCGCCCCGGUUUAUAGUAACCGCAGCAGCAGCAGCAGGUUUACGGGCGGAGUGAAGGGAAGCCGCGCCGCACCCGCAGUCACUCUCGCCGUCGCAGCACAGCGGCAGGGCAGAAGCGGCUGCCCCUGCUGCGUUUCCGUCCGUCGCCCGCCCGCCCGCCCGGCGCCCGCUUCUCUUUUGCCCGCCUCUCUCUCUUUUGCAUACGCCUUUCAUCUCCACCCCAGUCCCCACCCGCCCGCACCGAGGAAAAACUUUUUUGAAAACAAAAAACCCCCCACUCCCACGUCCCACCACCUCGCCUCGGCCGCUGCGACAGUGCAUACGCCCCCUCCCCUCCUGACUCCUGUUGCGUAUACACCGUAUGUGUCUACUGUGACUCCGGGUCCCGGGGGGGUAAGCGACCGAGCAAGGCUUCGUCUCCGGCGGCGGAGGCGGAUCUGGGAGGGAUGGGGAACCGGAUAGGCGGGCGGCGCAAGUCGGGGGUGGAGGAGCGGUUCACGCGGCCGCAGGGUCUCUACGACCACAAGGACAUCGACCAGAAGAAGCUGCGCAAGCUCAUCCUCGAGGCCAAGCUCGCGCCCUGCUACCCGGGCGCCGACGACGCCGCGCCCGGCGGAGGGGACCUCGAGGAGUGCCCCAUCUGCUUCCUGUACUACCCAAGCCUCAACCGUUCAAAGUGUUGCUCAAAGGGGAUAUGUACAGAGUGUUUUCUUCAAAUGAAACCAACUCAUACUGCUCGACCUACACAGUGCCCAUUCUGCAAAACGCCUAAUUAUGCUGUGGAGUAUCGUGGUGUGAAAACAAAGGAGGAAAGGAGCAUAGAGCAGUUUGAAGAACAGAAAGUCAUAGAAGCACAGUUGAGGAUGCGCCAAAAAGAACUCCAAGAUGAAGAAGCUAAAAUGAGAAGAAAACAGGGCAGGUGUUCUUCUAGCAGAACGGUAACACCAACAACAGAAGUUGAGUAUCGAGAUAUUUGCAGCACAUCCUUUUCAGUGCCAUCAUAUCAAUGUACUGAGCAAGGAAAUGAAUGCUGUUCAUCUGAACCUUCAUGCUCUAGCCAGGCUAACAGGCGGCCUUUCCAUUCUAGACACAACCGUGAUGAUAAUGUUGACAUGAAUCUGGAGAACAUGAUGGUUAUGGAAGCAAUUUGGCGUUCCAUUCAGGAACAAGGACAUCUAGUAAAUCCUGUUUGUGGCAGCUACUUUCCUGUAAUUGAGCCACCAUCACGUGAAAGGCAGGCAUUUCUUCCGGCUGCUCCUCUAGAAAUGCCUCAUCCAGGUGGAUACUCUUGUGUUGCGGCUUUGGCUGAGCACCAGCCACCAAGCAUGGAUUUCUCUUACAUGGCUGGCAGUAGCACAUACCCAGUCUUUGACAUGAUCCGCCGACCGUGCAACAUGUCUAGUGGAAGCUUGUGCAGCGUCGAGAACAGUUCACUAGACACCUGGAGCGGGAUGGCACCAAAUUGCAGCAGAGGAGUGGUAAGAGAGGAGGGAGAGUGCUCAACCGACCACUGGUCGGAGGGUGCGGAGGCGGGAACAAGCUAUGCCGGAUCGGACAUCAUGGUGGAUGCAGGGGCCAUGCAACCGCUGCCUUUCGCUGAGAAUUUCACCAUGGCUCCAAGCCACUUCCGCCCGGAGAGCAUCGAGGAGCAGAUGAUGUUUUCCAUGGCCGUGUCACUAGCAGAAGGUCAUCAUGGUAGGACGCAAGCGCAAGGUCUGGCAUGGUUGUAAGUUGUAUAACACUAAUUUUGACGCCUUGAUCCCUGCCCCUUUCUGUUGGUUCGACCUGCUUCCCCUGCACCUCUGCUUUUUUGCCACUUUGUUUAGCUUUUUGCUCCUUUUUUUUCUUUUCUUUCUUUUUUGCAUGUGUUGCUUCAUGGCUUGAUAUAGAUCUUGCUAUAGUCCUCCAUUGUCAUUGCUUAUAUGUAUGUAAAAUGGAAUAUGUGGAAAUAGGAAAGAAAAUGGGUCGAAAGUUCUUUUGCCGGUAGGA
Molecule: messenger RNA, 2173 nt
Organism: Zea mays
Lineage: Eukaryota; Viridiplantae; Streptophyta; Magnoliopsida; Poales; Poaceae
Product: GW2
Exons: 8
Coding region: 631-1914 (427 amino acids)
Cellular component (GO): cytoplasm
Source: RefSeq, a predicted model, not a curated record